Molecule: messenger RNA, 1400 nt
Organism: Pipistrellus kuhlii (Kuhl's pipistrelle)
Lineage: Eukaryota; Metazoa; Chordata; Mammalia; Chiroptera; Vespertilionidae
Gene: TMEM98
Product: transmembrane protein 98
Exons: 7
Coding region: 227-913 (228 amino acids)
Cellular component (GO): endoplasmic reticulum
Source: RefSeq, a predicted model, not a curated record
GGACUUAUCUCCCUUCCCUGGGACAGCCCGCUCCUUCCCGGCAUGCCCCGCUCCCAGGAGCCGCCCGGAUCCCGCGCCCGGACUUUGCCAUCGGCGGGGGGCCGGCUCCCGGAGCGCCCCGGGAUGCGUCGUGCAGCCGCAGCCUGAGGCCUGCUCUGCCCUCUAUCUUUCAAGCUUUAAAAGCACUUGCCGGGAAUGUGACCGGACCUGAGGGACCACCAGAAGCAUGGAGACUGUGGUGAUCGUUGCCAUAGGCGUGCUGGCCACCAUCUUUCUGGCCUCGUUCGCAGCCUUGGUGGUGGUUUGCAGGCAGCGGUACUGCCGACCUCGACCCCGGGACCUGCUGCAGCGCUAUGAUUCCAAGCCCAUUGUGGACCUCAUCGGUGCCAUGGAGACCCAGUCGGAGCCCUCUGAGCUAGAACUGGACGACGUCGUCAUCACCAACCCCCACAUCGAGGCCAUUCUGGAGAACGAAGACUGGAUCGAGGAUGCCUCGGGUCUCAUGUCCCACUGCAUUGCCAUCUUGAAGAUCUGUCACACUCUGACAGAAAAGCUUGUUGCCAUGACAAUGGGCUCCGGGGCCAAGAUGAAGACUUCAGCCAGCGUCAGCGACAUCAUCGUGGUGGCCAAGCGGAUCAGCCCCAGAGUGGACGACGUGGUGAAGUCCAUGUACCCGCCGCUGGACCCGAAGCUCCUGGAUGCACGGACAACGGCCCUGCUCCUGUCUGUCAGCCAUCUGGUGCUGGUGACCAGGAAUGCCUGCCACCUGACCGGGGGCCUGGAUUGGGUGGACCAGUCGCUGUCCGCUGCUGAGGAGCACCUGGAAGUCCUCCGAGAAGCAGCCCUGGCCUCCGAGCCGGAGAAAGGCCCCCCGGGCCCUGAGGGCUUCCUGCAGGAGCAGUCAGCCAUCUAGUCCGGCUGGCCAGCCGCUGACCACAAGGGCCUGCUGUCUGCUGUCUGCGGGCGGCCCGGCUGAGCCGUUCCCUUUUCCCGUCAUUAGUUCCGCACGGCUCGGGGGCCUGGCUGUGUGCGUCACCCAUCAGGAGGGCCCAUGCAUUGAUGCCUCCGCUGCAGUUGCAGGUGGUGGCUGGCGAGUGGCAGUCUGACACCACAGUUAGGGGAGACGCCAUCCACUAUCUGCCCAGCAGCCCUCUGAGCACAGGUGGACUCUAACCUUUAUGGGGCUCACCUGGUGCUUUUGGGGAACUCACGCCACCCUCUAAGAAUCAGGAGGUUUUACAUCACAAUCAGCAUUUCCGGCUUCCCUUGAACAAUCAGAAGGUGAGGCAACUCUGACGUGCAUUUUCCAAAGAGGACAAUCAAUUGGAACUAAGUAGGAGUAGCCUUUUUUUUUUUUCAAUCCUCACCUGAGGAUACUUUUCUAUUAAUUUUUAGAGAGA